GGGAUGCUUCUCCCGUGGCGGACAAAGCUCAUGCUGAUGAUCUUUGUCCGAAGAAGUUUUUUGAAUUCUGGAAGAGUUCGGAUCCUGGUGCUUGUUUUCAUUGUGCUGUUGUUGUUGUUUGUUUUUUUUUUUUUUUUUUUUUUUUAUGAACUUGCUUGUUUUUAUUUUGAUUGUUGUUGGUUGUUUCCUGUAGUGAAUAAUAUUGAUGUGGCCAAGCUCGCGAGUAAGAAACGCAAAAGACCGGCAGCCCGAGCUGCCACUCCGGCGCCCCCGUCUGUUCCAAAAGCUGCUGCGGAUGCGACCUCGGCUCCGCGGGUUGCGGGUGAUCAAGGGACCUCGACUGCUGGCAUUCACGUUAUCCCGCUUCGGGUUCAACUGCCCGGAGGGAUUGAUGUUCCCCCUACUGCAGAACCCGUGGGGGACAUUCCGUUCGUGGACCUAGGGUCGGCCGAGACCGUGGUGGGACCAAGGCGAGCUGAGGAGGUUCCCGAGGAAGGAGCUCCUGGGGGAGGUGGCCCGAGCACUCACAGGCCUAGACGCGAGAUCCCGGAUCUGCCGGAGAUCUCCUCUGAUACAAGCACCACCGCCCCUGGUCCUCAGACGAUAACUAGGACCAGCUUUGCCGAGUGGGUGAGCCGUCAUAACGAUGGGGCCCGCCCGACAUUGACCGAGCUGCCCAUUGCGGGGGACGUAGCCCGGGUGACCACGCUGCCCAUAGAUCUGGCCCACUACAAGACGCACAAGCCCGAGAAUUUGCUGGCUGCGGUUUCCUCUCUCUGCCUUCAGGCUGCGCAGAUGUCUUACUUGGCCGACCAAAACGCCAAUAAGAACGAGGUUGACCUCCUUCUUGCCAAGGACCUUCUGCUGUCUGCGAGGUCUAGUCUCCGGGAUGCUGAGAAACGAGCUGUCGAGGCGGAGAGGAGGGCCUCGGAAGGGGCUUCCUUGGUGGCAAGUUUAGAAAACCAGCUGAAGGAGUCCGAGGACCGGCGUGUCGAGGACUUGGGAGUCCUGGAGUCUUUGCGGAAGGAUGUUGGUCGGUUGGAGACCGAGAAGGCUGCUGACAAAGAGGAUUUUUCAAAGCAGCUGGCCGACCUAACGCGCCGGAAUGAGUUGGCGAGCAAAGGGCUCCGGGACACCGUGGAUGACCAGAAAAAGAAGCUGGAGGAGGCCACCAAGCGAGUCGGAGAUGCUGAGGCUAAAGUCGCCGAGUCUGCAGCUCGGGAAGAAGGUCUGUAUGAAGACUUCCGGAAAAUGCUGUAUGUCGGGGAGGUCCAGGCCGGGGAGUAUGUGAGGGGCCGGUUUGGAGCUAACGUUGAUGUUUCGGACUUCAAACUGGACGUGCUGGAGCUGCACCGCCGAGCUAAAGAGCUGCCCGAAGAUUAUGACAUACCGGCAGAUAUUGAAGAUUAUCUGGCCGAUGAUCAGGGCGAGGGCCCAAACUGAGGCAAUUUGUUUUUGUAAUUGUUGAACAAUUUAGUUUUUAGUUUUAUAGUUUUGAACAAUUUUCCUUGUCUUUGUAAAUUUUUGGGAUGUUUGAGCUUUGAGCUCUUUUUGCUAGUUUGAAUAUUUCCUUUCGUAUACUUGUUUUUUCUGAA
This is a messenger RNA of Mercurialis annua (annual mercury), 1595 nucleotides long. RefSeq lists its product as uncharacterized. The coding region runs from base 4 to 1443 and encodes 479 amino acids. The record is from RefSeq and is a predicted model, not a curated record. Lineage: Eukaryota; Viridiplantae; Streptophyta; Magnoliopsida; Malpighiales; Euphorbiaceae. The transcript has 2 exons.